Diaporthe batatas is the source of this 2527-nucleotide messenger RNA. RefSeq lists its product as uncharacterized. The record is from RefSeq and is a predicted model, not a curated record. NCBI's taxonomy places the organism in Eukaryota, Fungi, Ascomycota, Sordariomycetes, Diaporthales, Diaporthaceae. The coding region runs from base 1 to 2502 and encodes 833 amino acids. The transcript is spliced from 4 exons.
AUGCGAUGCCUGACAUGCCUGCUGGCCGGUCUAUCUAGAGCCGUAGCAGACAGGUGGGCCUAUUCUAUCGUCCCAAAGCCAAUCUUGUUCAAACCACAAACUUUCACCAAGGAUAUGGACCAUCCACCAGCGCUGGCUUGGGCAGACGGGAGUCAUGACCUCACUUUGCAAUUCAAGGUUCACCUGGGUGUCUGGACCGAUUGGUCUCGAGGCCGCGUCCUUGGUUCAACCUUGACUCUCACCCGCACGCAGGCAAAUUUGUUGAUCGCCUUUACUGCUUCUUUUGUGGUCUUCGUUGGCUCCCGGUUCUGGCGUAUCGCUUGUCUCGUCCUUCACCAGUUAUACUCCUCCGCACAACCGCGUGAUGCAUUGCACCACCAACGCCAAGCUGUGCUGCGGAAUUCUGGGUCGUCCGAUUCUGGGAUCCUGGCGUUCCUCGCACUGCUGAGUGCGUGGCGUACCUCGAGUGUAAAGGCGAUGAGGCGAACAGCUCUGGGGUUGUUGCUGGCUAUCUUCUGCACAGUUGCAUUCACACUAGCCGGAGGUUUUUCGUCUCAGAUCCAGCUCGGCAGUGAUAGUCACGGUGGUUCUGUGCUCCUCAAAGGUGACAAAUGCGCCGUGCUGCCUGAUGUCACGAGUCUGCAGGAACAAGUCGCAUGGCAAAAGACAGUGGCCAAGUUCUUCUAUACUGCGAGCAACUAUGUUCAACAAUGCUAUUCUCAGAAUAGCACGGGGCUUACAGAUUGCAACUAUUUCGUCACACAGAGACUUCCGGGCUAUAUCAACACAGCAGCACCGUGUCCAUUCAACAACACGAUAUGCCGUAAAGAUUCAUCCAAUAUCGAAUUAGACACUGGUUUCAUUGACAGUCACACUCACCUCGGAAUCAAUGCACCACCCGACGAGAGGAUAUUCUUCAGGAGAAAGUUACAAUGCGCGCCGCUUGUGACGGAGGGCUACAAUUCCCCGAAUGGAAACUUUACUCGGUAUAACUAUGGCUAUCAAUUGGUUGGCAGCGGCCAGUCUGGGAUGGUUAAACCGGAUUGGAACUACACAUACGAGGUCGAGAAUAUCGAAAAGCAGUAUGAAAGGUCCAGUGACAGGCAAAUGCUCGAACAACAAUACAACAUACGAUCAUUCUUUGCUGGAACUCAAAAUGCCACCCUCAGCACCGACCCGGCCAGUAGCUUCCUGCCCAACAAUGAGCUCGCCCGCACAGAUGCCGACAUUUUCGUGGUGUUCCUGUCCGGGCACGGCGUCUUCUUUACGGAACCUUUCUAUGAUGAAUGGUACAGGGCCACAGAGCCUUUUGGCACACUCGGCUUUGGUGCGCAAAAUUCUUCUAUGUAUCGCCCAGCUGAGUCUGCUUCUCCCCUCGGUUGUGCUACUCAAUGGCAGUUCUGUCAUGGCAACACAUCAAACUGUGGCCCGCUGGCAAGCUAUUACGAUGCCAAAUAUGGGGCUCUACAGGCUAUCGCGUCGGAUACCGAGGCGGCGGAUCGCCUACAGUGGCUCACCUGGUCUUUGUACAUUGACGGCGCCGGAGAAGCUGCUCUGCUGCAACAAUUGCAAGGCAAUGCGUUGCUGUCCAAGUUGAGUCUGAUCGUUGGAUACCAGGGUCGACUCCCUGACAAUGAGUGGCAACUUGAUGUCGGCAACUGGUUCGCCGUAUAUCUCAACAUGAUGCAGUCGAAUAUUCUGGAGACCGUGUCCGGGUUGAUGGUUGCAGAUACAGGAAUCGGUAGUGACGAGCCCGACACGGAUGCUGCUCGGAGAAUGUGUGUGAAUCAGAAAAUACGCACGACGCGUUAUUCCUCUUUCAGCUUCUUUGGCAUCAUGUUCACAUACAUACUCGGGGUUCUCGUGCUUGCUGCCUCUUAUUCACUUGAGCCGAUUCUGGCUUGUCUACACCGUCACCGGAAGUACAAGCAAUAUGCCUAUCUGGAAUGGACCACGAAUGACACCCUUCAACUGCAACGACUUGCCCAUGAACAGGCGAACGGAACAAGCGGAGAAUGGUCGCGCUGUACGAACUGGGUCCCCACCACCAAGCCCGGCAUUUCUCUGUCGAGCCUGGAUAUUAGUGACUUGGAUCACCCCAGACUUGAGCAGAGCACAGAAGACAAGGAUUCCUUAGGCUUGAGCGCCCUGCAUCACUUUGUGUCUCCUAAUGGGACGCUGGUUCCUAAGGACUCCGACCUGACGCUCAGUACCUACAGCCGCCAAAAGACCCUGACUUUCAACACUGUCACGGGUCUAGAUGUUGAUAGCUCUCCAGUGCGUCCCACUCAGCCACCAGCAGUGGACGGCCAUACAGGCAGUACAGGCCAGGAUACACAAUCUUGGCUGCCAUCCCCGCUGACUGAGCCCUCGUCACCCCACGACCAGAGCCACCCCCAGCGUACACACCAGCACGGUCUCGAUACAGUCCCUGGGGGACAUCCCGAAAGUCAAAUUAGUUCGAGCGUUGUCGGCAAUGGCGUGGCGGGCUCCACGCGCUGAUGAUCAGACCCGAACGGCAUGGUUG